Molecule: messenger RNA, 2890 nt
Organism: Didymella exigua CBS 183.55
Lineage: Eukaryota; Fungi; Ascomycota; Dothideomycetes; Pleosporales; Didymellaceae
Product: NAD synthetase 1
Exons: 4
Coding region: 301-2436 (711 amino acids)
Biological process (GO): NAD+ biosynthetic process
Cellular component (GO): cytoplasm
Molecular function (GO): glutaminase activity; NAD+ synthase (glutamine-hydrolyzing) activity; ATP binding
Source: RefSeq, a predicted model, not a curated record
CUGUGAUACCUCCGACUCCUCGCAAGCUGGCCAGGAACCCCUGAGGGCCUGAGCGUCUCCACAAGAUUGCAAUUUGUAGAUCACGGCUGCCGUUAGGCGAUCCAUUUCAGACUGAGUUUCACCAGCUUCGAACUUGCCAAGACAUCCUUCGCGCACUUGAGCCGCUGCCGCAUGCCGCACAGGGCAGCUGCGUAACCCCGCCUAUCGCAUUCGGAGAGCUCGACCACCGCAGCUACCACUUUUCCAUACCAAGCUUAGAGUUGCAUGCCUACUGGUCAGUGAUUGUCUGCGGAAUCCAUGAUGGGUCGACUCCUGACGUUUGCAUGCUGUAAUCUAAACCAAUGGGUGCUUGACUGGGAGGGUAAUCGAAAGAGAAUUGUAGAGAGCAUACAGAUCGCGAAGAAGCGUGGUGCUGGAUUCCGUACCGGACCUGAACUUGAGAUUACUGGCUACGGUCUGCUAGACCACUUCCUCGAAGGCGAUACCUAUCUCCAUGCGUGGGAACAGCUGGCCAUCAUUCUUCAAGAUGAGUCAAUACACGGCAUCAUCGCCGACAUUGGCAUGCCAAUCAUGCACCGCAACAACAGGUACAACUGCCGUGUCAUCAUCCUGGAUGGCAAGAUCCUAUUCAUCCGACCCAAGCUCUACCUUGCCAACGAUGGUAACUAUCGAGAGAUGAGGCACUUCAUCCCGUGGAACCGCCCACAGCAUCACGAGGAGUACUACCUGCCGCAGUUCAUUCAGAAGAUCCAAGGCUCCACCAAGGUGCCGAUCGGAGACAUGGUGCUUUCUACUCCUGACACGUGCAUUGGCAUGGAGACUUGCGAGGAGCUUUUUACACCAUUGUCACCUCACCUGGCAAUGUCUCUGAACGGUGUGGAAGUCAUCACCAACUCCAGCGGCUCUCACCACUCUCUCAGGAAGCUGAACACUAGGAUCAGUCUGAUCCAAGAAGCCACACGAAAGUCUGGUGGUGUCUACCUCUACUCCAACCAACAAGGUAUGGACGGCGACCGUUUGUACUACGAUGGUUGUGCAAUGAUCAUCAUUAACGGCGAGAUUGUUCAGCAAACAUCGCAGUUCAGUCUCAACGAUGUCGAGGUCUGUGUUGCCACAGUCGACAUCGAGGAUGUCAGGUCCUACCGUUGUACACCUUCAAGAGGUAUCCAGGCUUUAAACGCUCCCACCUACGAGCGUGUCGAGACACCGUUCCACAUUGGCAAGAGCGUGGAUGAGUCUGACCCCGACUUGGCACCCAGCCCGACUCAAGAACUCAAGAUUCAUGCUCCUGAAGAAGAAAUCUACCUGAGUGGAUCUUGUUUCCUGUGGGACUACUUGAGACGUUCCAACCAAGCUGGCUACCUCAUCCCGCUUUCUGGUGGUAUCGACAGUUGCUCGACCGCAGUUCUAGUCUACGGCAUGUGUAAUGUCGCCUUUGAGGCCCUUCAAGCAGGUAACGCUCAAGUCAAGGCCGAUAUCCAGCGCAUCGCAGGUCCCGGCGAAGCAGAAGGCUGGUUACCAAAGUCACCUCAAGAGCUCUGUUCCAAGCUCUUCUCCUCUGUCUUCAUGGGCAUGGCCAGACAGUCCUCCAAAGAGACCCGCAGCCGCGCCGAACGCCUCUCCCGCGACAUCGGCGCCCAGCACACCGACCUGGAUAUCGACUCGAUCUUCGAAGCCUUCAAAAGCGUGCUCACACAAGCCACGGGCCACGAGCCCGCCUUCAAAGUCCACGGCGGAACCCACGCCGAAAACCUCGCCCUCCAAAACAUCCAAGCACGCUCACGCAUGGUGCUCAGCUACGUCUUCGCACAACUGCUCCCCACAGUGCGCCAGCGCCCAAACGGCGGCUCGCUCCUCGUGCUGGGCUCCGCAAAUGUCGACGAAGCGCUGCGCGGCUACUUCACCAAAUACGACUGCUCGUCCGCCGACAUCAACCCUAUUGGCGGCAUCUCCAAGACAGAUCUAAAGCGCUUCAUCGCCUGGGCCGAGACGCACUUAUCCCUUCCCAUCCUGCGGGAAUUUCUCGACGCCACGCCCACCGCGGAGCUCGAGCCGCUGACCGAGGACUACGUGCAGUCGGACGAAGUCGACAUGGGUAUGUCGUACGCGGAACUAAGCGUGUUCGGGCGUCUGCGCAAGUCGCAGAAACUCGGUCCGUAUGGCAUGUUCCAGCGUCUAGUGCACGAGUGGAAGGACAUCCAUGAGCCGCGCGUGGUGGCGGACAAGGUGAAGCGGUUCUACCACUUUUGGGCUAUUAAUCGGCACAAGAUGACUACCAUCACGCCGAGCCUGCAUAUGGAGGAUUAUUCGCCCGAGGAUAACCGGUUUGAUUUGAGGCCGUUCUGCUAUCCCAGCUUUUGGAGCAGUUGGAGUUUCAAGAAGAUCGAUGAGGCGGUCGAGAAGCUGGAAAACGGAAGGCCGACUGGGAAGGCUUGAGGAGUGACACGUGACGGAAGGGCUAGACAUGUCGUAUAUAGACGGGCAGCGGAUCAGACAUGAAGCGGUAUUGAGUUUUGCCGGGCCAAUACAAUCGCGGAGUUGAUAUGCUGUGUGACCAGUAACAGAUAUACAAAGAAGACACCAAAAAUCCAUCGCCCUAAUACAUGUCAUCUUAAGACAAUAUCCUUUCUCUGCGGCUCCAGCUUAUUCCACGCAUCCUCAUGUAUCCUUCCCACAGCAACCCGCUCAGCCACUCCCCUCUCCUCAUCCCACCGGACCAGCAUAACAUUGAGCAUACACCACUCCCCCGCCGCGAAAACCUCCUCAUCGAAAUCCACAACCUCCUCAUCCCACACAAACCGCCCCCCAUCCCAAAUCGGCGUACCAGGCGGAUGCAUAAUCGUCUUCGCCGGCCUGCGCAUGCCCUCAGCAGGCUCGACACGCUUGUUCC